ACCACUCUUUCUGGUGGGCUAAUACUAGAUGAGGCUGUUCUUGUUUUUUACACUAUAUUAUAUUUCACAUAGUAAAAAAUGAAAAGAAACAACAGUGGAAGAAGACUGAAUUCUUUGAAUUAAUUUCCACGAAUUGAAGUCUUUCUUCAACAGUAAUCAAUAUUAAAGACCAGGUCUCUGUGUGAUUCUGAAGAACAAACAAAUCCAUGAAGAAAUAGCAGUGCCAAACCCCAGAUUACCAAAGAAAAAGUUGGAUUUGGAAUAGUAGUGGCAUAGAUCCAGAGAAUUGACACCAUGAUGAGUUGUUUCAAAUUCUGCAAUGGAGAAGAAAAGGAAAACGCGAAAACCCCAAAGCCGAAAUCAGUUGAAUCCUCGUUUAGUUCUCACAACGGGUCCCGUAAUCUAAAGGCAUUUACAUUUCUAGAGUUGAAACAAGCAACAAAUAAUUUCAGCAACAGUGGCAAACUCGGAGAAGGUGGAUUCGGGUCCGUUUUUAAAGGCGUGAUCAAAAUUUCCGACGAUCCACCUCGGAAAAUUGAUGUAGCUGUUAAACAACUUCUUAGGAAAGGACUUCAGGGUCAUAAAGAAUGGGUGACGGAAGUUAAUGUACUCGGUAUUGUCGAUCAUCCGAAUCUUGUGAAACUCGUCGGAUUUUGUGCUGAGGAUGAUGAGAGAGGUAUUCAACGGCUACUCGUUUAUGAGUGCAUGCCUAAUGGAAGUGUGAAUGACCACUUAUCGAUUAGAUCCGUGAAUUCCCUUCCGUGGGCUAUCAGGCUUAGGAUUGCCCUAGAUACCGCUCGUGGCCUCGCGUAUUUGCACGAGGAAAUGGAUUUUCAGAUCAUAUUCAGAGACUUCAAAUCUUCGAACAUUCUUCUAGACGAGAAUUGGAAUGCUAAGCUAUCGGACUUCGGAUUGGCUAGGUUGGGGCCCACAGAAGGACUAACACAUGUAUCGACGGCGGUUGUUGGAACAAUGGGAUACGCUGCGCCCGAAUACAUAAGAACAGGUCAUCUGACAUCAAAGAGCGAUGUUUGGAGCUACGGUGUUUUCUUGUACGAACUGAUCACCGGUAGAAGACCACUGGAAAGAAAUCGCCCCAAAAACGAGCAGAAACUACUGGAGUGGAUACAGCCAUACAUAUCGGACGGUAAAAAGUUUCAGCAGAUAUUGGAUCCGAGAAUCGAACGAGGCACGCAAGUACUUAAAUCAGCUCAAAAGCUCUCUCUUGUAGCUAAUUGCUGCUUGACCAGACUUCCGAAAAAACGGCCGAAAAUGAGCGAAAUUACGGAAAUGGUACGAGAAGUUGCGGUUGUCGAGGCUUCAACGAGUUCGUGCAAUACUCGAUCACCGUACAAGGGUAAAAGGCCGAUGAAAAACUUUAUUUAAUCUCAAAAGUCCAUGGCAAUUGGCAAGUAAUGCAAUAUUUUUUUGUUGA
Erythranthe guttata (spotted monkey flower) is the source of this 1435-nucleotide messenger RNA. RefSeq names its product Protein kinase superfamily protein. Lineage: Eukaryota; Viridiplantae; Streptophyta; Magnoliopsida; Lamiales; Phrymaceae. The record is from RefSeq and is a predicted model, not a curated record. Gene Ontology annotation, biological process: protein phosphorylation. Gene Ontology annotation, molecular function: protein kinase activity; ATP binding.